Melanotaenia boesemani (Boeseman's rainbowfish) is the source of this 4701-nucleotide messenger RNA. RefSeq names its product nucleotide-binding oligomerization domain containing 1 (gene nod1). Lineage: Eukaryota; Metazoa; Chordata; Actinopteri; Atheriniformes; Melanotaeniidae. Gene Ontology annotation, molecular function: protein binding. The record is from RefSeq and is a predicted model, not a curated record. Gene Ontology annotation, biological process: regulation of apoptotic process.
CUGAUGCGAGAAUCUGGAACUCUAAGAUCUUUAAGAUCCAGUAGAACUUGGACACUAAGAGUUUUAUAUGUGAGGAGAAGGACUUUAGAUUAAUUCUGGAUUCAACAGGAGAUGAUGAAGAGAAGGGUGAAGAUGGGUCAGAAACAGGAAGUGUCGUUCCUCAGCAUCCUGACCUUCCAUAGGGAGCUGCUGGUCUCCAGACUCCGCAGCAUUCAGUGCCUCCUGGAUAACCUGCUGGCUUCUGGAUUCUUCUGUGACGAAGAUGUUGAGAUUGUCCAGAGAACGCCCACCAAGCCGGAUCAGGUGCGCAAAAUAUUGGAGCUGGUCCAGUGCAAAGGAGAGGAGGCAUGUGAAUAUUUUAUUUUCAUCGUUUAUAAAGUAUGUGACGCGUAUGUAGAUCUGCAGCCGUGGAUGAAAGAGAUCAACUAUGAGCCGAGCAGAAAUAUGACUGAGCUGAAGGUGGUGAACACAGAUCCCAUCAGCAGGUUCUGUGAGAAGCUACGACAGGAGAUGAGCCGGGACACCAGCUUCAUCAUGUCGUACGGCCAACAAGAGGAGACCCGGCUGGUGAGCUCAACCGACACCGUGAUGGAGCUGCCUGAAGACUGUAAUGAAAGUCUGGGCCUCUUGGAGAGUCUGGACCAGCUCCUGGGAGACGAUGCAGUUUUCAAUACCCAGGGAGAAAUCAUCUAUGUGAUGGGAGAUGCUGGUGUGGGGAAAUCUAUCCUCCUGCAGAAGCUCCAGAACCUGUGGUCCAAGAAGGAGCUGCAGACAGACGGCAUCUUCUUCUUCAAGUUCCGCUGUCGGAUGUUUAGCAUCUUCAAGGAUGCAGAGCAGCUUUCCCUCAGGGACCUUUUGUUCAAAUACAACUGCUACCCAGACCAGGAUCCAGAUAACGAAGUCUUUGAUUACAUCCUGCGCUUCCCUGAGAAGGUCAUAUUUACUUUUGAUGGCUUUGAUGAGAUCCAGGCGGAUAUGGACCUGAUGAAUGUUCCAGAAGUGGUGUCUCCAUCGAGAGAGGCGAACUCCCUCCAGCUGCUCAUCGGCCUGCUCUGUGGGAAACUGCUGAAAGGCUCAAAGAAGGUUCUGACGGCUCGGACGGGGAUCGAGAUGCAGAGUAAGGUGAUCAGGAAGAAGGUGGUGCUGCGUGGCUUCUCCCCGGAACACCGCAGGACUUAUAUCGACCUGCACUUUAAGGAGCAGGAGCACCGGCAGCUGGUGUCGGUGCAGUUGGACGCCAGCCCCCACCUCUUGGGCCUCUGCUCCACCCCCCUGUUCUGCUGGAUCCUUUGUAAAAGCUUCAGCCACCUGCACACCAUGCACGACAGUUUUCACCUGCCUGAAACCUGUAUAACGACCGACAUGUUUGUCCUGCUUUCCGAGGUGUUCCUUAGCCGCUCUGCCUCGCCGGCUUCGUCAAUCCUGAAGAAGAGCCCGCGCUGCACCUCCGACACCUUCAGAACAGGACUCAGGCCUCUCUCUGCCUUCUCCAGGCUGGCUCCAGGUUUGGAGAGAGGCAGCUUCAUUUGCAACCAGGAGGAAGUCAGUGAGGUUGGUCUGACUGAGGAGGACCUGGCUCUGGGCUUUCUGAGACCUGUCAGGGACUACGAUGCCACUGGAGAAGCUGCUGCUUUUGAAUUUAUGCAUGUGACCCUCCAGUCCUUCCUGGCUGCACUUGCUCUGGUGCUGGACGAGCAGGCUAAUACCGACUCUAUCUUGAAGUUCUUCACAGAGUGCAGUAGGAGAAGCGAGACAUCCUGCUUGUCUUCACUCUUCUGCAUCACCAGCUCGGCUAAGCGCGAGAAGAAGAUGUUUGCAAAGAAUGAGCACCUUCAGUUCACUAACCUGUUCCUGUCCGGACUGCUGUCAAAGAACCAGGCGGUCCUGAUGAGACAUCUGCUGUCUCCUGCAUUACUGAAGAGAAAACGGGCUAAAUUAAAGUCCUACCUGUCCACCAGUGUCAUCCACCUGCAGGGCUUACCCCACUACAACGUUGAUGAGGGCAAGAAGGUUCAUGUUCUGCCCAACUUUCUCUGGAUGCUGAGGUGCAUCUUUGAGACGGGGAGCAAAGACAUUGCUAAGAUGACGGCGAAAGGCAUCACGGCGGGCUUCAUCAAACUGGGCUACUGCAACGUGUACUCUGGUGACUGCACUGCCCUCAACUUCGUCCUUCAGCACCGUCAGGAGCUGCUGGGACUGGACAUGGACAACAACAACAUCAGCGACUACGGAGUGAAGCAGCUCAAACCUUCCUUCUGCAAGAUGACGGUUGUCAGGUUGUGUGUUAAUAACCUGUCCGACAGCAGCGUGGAGGUUCUGGCUGAGGAGCUGUGGAAACAUAAAGUUGUGGAGGUUUUGGGGCUCUACAACAAUCACAUCACAGAUGUCGGAGCCAAGCUGAUUGCUCAGAUAAUCCAGGAAUGUCCCAAGCUGAGAGUUGUUAAGGUUGGUAAGAACAAGAUCACAAGCGUUGGUGGGAGGUAUCUGGCCCAGGCCCUUCAGCAAGAGCUGCCUUUCCAUAUUUCCGAUGUGGGGGUAAGUUGUAUCAGGAUGUGGGGGAAAAGCAUCGGGGAUGAGGGGGCUGAAGCUUUCGCCCAAGCUCUGAAGAAUCAUCCGAGACUCACAAACCUCAGUCUUUCAGCUAAUGGUAUCACGUCAGUAGGAGGGAGGUUGUCGCCCGAAGCUCUGAAGGAAAAACAGCAUCCUGCGAAUUUCUGGUUGGUGCAGAACGAGCUGAGCGACGAUGCGGCUCCACACCUGGCUGAGCUGAUUCGAGCCGACACCGGUCUGAGCCAACUCUGGUUGAUCAACAACAAGUUUAGAGAGGGAGGAAUCCGUCAGCUCCAAGAGGCUCUGAAAGACAACACCAAACUCAAAGAGAUCUGUGUGAAAGGAAACCAGCUUUCUGAAGAGGAAGAGAAGUGGUUUAAGUCAGAGAAACGGCUUCGCUUCCACUGAGCAGCUGCUUCCCUGGAAACAUGGAGUUUUUCAAUUGGACCAGCACAGAACCAGUGUGGUUCUGGUUUAUGAUCCAGAUGCUUUGAUACAUUCUGGCUGGAUCAGACAGGUUGGAUCUGGCUACGUUUACAUUGGCUGCACAAUUACUAGGCAACUGAGCAUUUGGACCUAUUGUAAUUUCAGUGCAGAUUUUUCCAGAUGUAUAAACUGGAAUUUCCGCAUACCAAGUGAGGGGGGGGGAGGGGGGCCUUAGGAGAACCAACAGCCCUGUAUCAGGUGUGCAGUCAUUGUUGCUUCUUUCCUCAGGCAAACAUGGGUCAGAAAAGAGAUUAAACAGACUCGAAAGCAAAAGUGAUUGGAAUGCAGCAAGAUAUGAAGGAGCUAGAACCAUCCAAACAUUUUACUGCAAAUCCCUAAAACGUCGUAAGAAACGUGUUGAGAGAAAAAUACACCAAAUUUAACUGUGAAGAUUGAGAAGAAUCACAUGAAGCUACCAGAAGCCGUUCUCCUCCAGUGGUGUGCUGUUCCAGAGCUGUAGGCUGCCUGGAAUAUCCCACAAGGUGGCCGAGUCAGGAGGGAUUUUACAAAGGUUUCGUGGACUGAUGGAUGGACCCGCCGCCUGAUCAGGGAUGGACUCCACUCACACACCAGCAAGGUGAAAGUGGGCUACUGUAUGGGCUCGAACGAUUAAAAGAUGAGCCUUGUUGGACACUGGGUGGUAGAUGGGCUCAAACCGAACUCCCAAACGCGCUCUGUCUCUUUUCCAACAGUGGAGCAGGAAAACGCUGUCUAAUAAUUCUACACACACACAUAUUCUGGUACAAAAGCCACAUCCUCGCUUUUGCUUCCUUAAAUAUUCAGUUUUGAGGUUUCUAAACAUUUCGAAGGACCGGGAGCAGCUGCUGCUGAAUCAUGAAAAGAUGUCCUCUAAGAUGCAGCUCGUCUGAUCUGGAUCAAGGCAGGAGAGGUCGUAGACUUUCUGCCAUCUGGUCACAGAAAAUUCUCAGGACUGUUUAACUGAACACAACCCGCUUUCAUGUUUAGGGAAUUUAGCAGAAAUUUCUACUUUUUACAUUGAAAAAGAGGAAGCUGAAAGCCUGACUGAACAAGAAGUAAAGAACAUGCUGCCUUCUGUAAAUGCAGAUUUACUCUGCAUCUGAGUAAAAUCCUGUGAAGAGAAAGUAUUUUCAUUGACUGUUACUCUGAGUUGUCAGUUUUCUAAUGAGACAGAAAUUGGUUUACAGAUUUUAUGAUUAUAGGAAGGUGGGAAAAUGAACCUGAACUUUUAUCUGCCUUAGAUUUAAACUCUCUCCAAACAUCUUUCAUUCCCACUUACAGAAGACACGGUUUAUGUCAUGGUUCAUAUUUCCAUAUUAGAUAGAACUGAACCAGUGUGUGUGUUCUCACUGAUGAUUCCUGUUCCAGAGACCAGUCCUGGUCCCUGGUCCUGAAACGGCUCUGAAUGUCAUUUACUUUUCAGAAAUAAGAAAUGAAAGUGUGAAUGUGGAAUUUAUUGUUUUAAGUGUAAAACCGGGGACGUCCCCCUUACUGGAAAACCACAUGUACAUAUAAAGCAGAUGUGGACCACAUGUAGUUCACAUGUGAAUCACACAUGGUUAACACAUGGUUCAACAUUUCAGAAAAAUGUUCCUCAGACUUUGGGACAAGGUUAAAGGUCAAACUGGAGAGUCUGGCUGCUGAACUGGCCUGCCUGCAGUCCAGGACCUUCUCACCAACACAAAC